AUGAGGGCCCGGCCCCCGAGCCUGGGCGGCCUCGCCCUGCUGCUGGGCUGCGUCGCCGUCGCGGCCGCGGCCACGGUCACGGUCACGGCGGCCCCGGGAGCCCCGGGAACCACGGGAGCCACGCCGGGCGCGGACCCCGGAGCGGCCGCCAGCCACGCGCCCCCGCCGGCCGCCGCGUCCUCUCCGCCCGCUCCGGCGCCCAGCGCGACCACCGCCACCGGCGCCCCGACGACCACCCCCGCCGCACGGCCCCGGCCCAGGACGCGCCCCGCGCCCGCCCCGCGCGCCCCCUCCGCCCCCGCGGGCACUGGCCCCUCGCCCACCACCGCCGGCCCGCGGGCUCCGGCCCCCGCGACCCCCGGCUCCGCGCCCAAUGGCACCGGCGCCGCCGCCGUCACCACCGUCAGCGGCGAAACCCUGAACGCCACCGUCUCGGGGGCCCCGACUUCUGCUCUCCCCGGCAGCGGCGGCGAUGGCAGCGACAGCAGCAGCAGCAGCGUCCCCGCCCCACCGAGCCCCCCGAGCCUGCGCCCCCCAGAAUAUAAAUGUAAUUGCUCUGUGGUUGGAAGCUUGGAUGUGAAUCGGUGCAACAAGACCACAGGGCAAUGUGAAUGUCAGCCAGGUUAUCAGGGACUUCACUGUGAAACCUGCACAAAAGGCUUUUACUGGAAUCAAACUUCUGGGCUUUGUCUACCCUGUUACUGUAGUCCACAUGGCGCCCUCAGCAUACUCUGCAACAGUUCUGGGAAAUGCCAGUGCAAAAUGGGUGUCACUGGCUCUUCUUGUGAUCAAUGCCAAGAUGGAUAUUAUGGUUUCCAUGAGAAUGGUUGCCUGCCCUGUCAAUGCAAUAAUCGAUCGGCUAGUUGUGAUGUCCUCACAGGUACCUGUUUAAACUGCCUGGAAAACAGUAAAGGGGAUCACUGCGAAGAAUGCAAAGACGGUUUUUUCCAGAGUCCUGGUCCUACUGAAGAAUGUCUUCGCUGUCCUUGCUCAGCAGUGACAUCUACAGGCAACUGCAUCCUAAAAGAGGGUGAAUUGAAGCCUACAUGUGUGCAGUGCAAAGACGGUUACACAGGCCAGAACUGCAAUAAAUGUGAAAAUGGCUAUUACAAUUCUGACAGCAUUUGCGUACAGUGCCAGUGUCAUGGCCACGUGGACCCUGCGAAAACUCCUGAAGUUUGCAAGCCCGAGAAUGGCGAAUGCAUCAACUGUCUCCAUAACACCACUGGGUUUUGGUGUCAGAACUGCCUAGAAGGUUACGUCCGAGACCUCGAGGGAAAUUGCUCCAAGGAAGAAGUUAUUGUUCCAACACUCGAAGGUUCUACCAUUUUGGUUUCCAAUGCUUCCUUGACCACAUCAGUGCCCACCCCCGUUACCAAUAGUACACUCAUCCUCACCACCCCGCAGACUAUCUAUCCCGUAAGCUCUUCCGAAAACAGCACGUCAGCUCUGGCUGAUGUCUCAUGGACCCAGUUUAACAUCAUCCUGACAGUCAUCAUCAUUGUGGUGGUGCUGCUGAUGGGGUUUGUGGGGGCCGUAUAUAUGUACCGGGAAUACCAAAACCGGAAACUCAACGCCCCCUUUUGGACCAUCGAGCUAAAGGAAGACAAUAUCAGUUUCAGCAGCUACCACGACAGCAUUCCCAAUGCAGAUGUCUCGGGUUUAUUGGAAGAUGACGCCAACGAAGUGGCUCCCAAUGGGCAGCUAACGCUGACGACGCCCAUACACAACUACAAAGCUUGAGGGGCUAGAACCGUUAUCCUGGAUUGUUCGCUCUUACACUAAGUAAGAGCCUGGGCCCAGGGGCCAGACAAAGCCUGGGUAGAGUUUGCUGAGCAAGCAAAGGCAUGUAUAGUGCCUCUGCGAUUUUCAGGCACUUAUUUGGAAUGCACUUAACCUUAUUACUCUGAGUCGUCCCACGAAGACCUAGAGUGUUGACUGUCAGCAAGGACUUAACCUAAAGUAUAUUUUUGUAUUAAAUCACGUGGGAUGUUUUAGAAAGGCCGAACUUCAUAAUGUAGUCCAAACCCGCUUUGACCUCCAGAUAAAUUUCUGGGGAAGGAGCCAUCAAAUCAGUCAUAAACGGAAUCAUGGAUGUGGAUGAAGGAAAGAAAGGCUUCUAGAAGACUUCGCCUCCAUUCCUGAAACUAUUUUUUAAAGGAGGGUUAGGAAUGAUACUCGUUUUGUUGUACUAAAGGAAUAUCAGCUUUGAGGAAAAGCUAAUGUCUGGUCUAUAUCCCAGGAAAUAAUCCUUAUGGUUUCUAAGACAGGUACAGAAAGUUCCAUACUUUUUAGAAGGGCUUGACUUCUCCUUCUAGCAUUUUUGCUCAGUUAUGAGAUUAAAGCACAGAAUGAUAAGCUUCUAAUAAUAAAUAAAGGAAAAAAACACUGGGAACCGAAAGCUGAUGGACCUCCUUCGGGUCUCAGUGUGAAUGACAAAUUGUCUAAAAGUGAGGACUGUUUUUCCUGCCUCAAGAUAAACAAGGUGUAAAUAAUUAAUGUAGCAUUAUUGUAUUUGUAUCUAUUUGUAAAAAAAAAAUCAUGUCAUAUUUUAUCAUUUAGAAUGUAUUUGUACAGCAGUUAAUAGCAUUGUAAAAAAAAAUGCAGGGCUUGGUUAAAAUGUUGUAAAAUAGAUGACAAUUUUGCUAGAGCUGGGACUCUGGUCAGCAGAGGUCAUUUUUCGUCCCUGUUUGGACAUAGUUGAAAUUUAUAAGAGGUUGAAUGUUUCUAAUUUUUCUUUCCCUUUCUCCAUGUUCUUUGACUGACUAUAGAUUCAAGCAAUAGAUUUUUGUCAUUGAUGAUGAAGGUGGGACACAGGCUGCACUCUCCAAACUACUCGCCUACUUAGUCAUCAGCCUCUCUGUGUAUCUUACAGAGAUUAACAUAGGACAUAUCUUCAUUUAAAACAUGGAGGUUACAUGUAAAUGAAAGUCUUCCAAAGGAAUUAGAAAUAUUUUCAUUUCAAAGCAAAUUCAUCAGAUCAGAUCAUAUGGGACCCCAUCUUUUCAUGUCAGUGAAAUAUUUAUAACUCCCCCCCAUACACCUGCCCUAGUUGCACAAAGUCUGUCACUCACAUGCCAGAUCUGUGCCACCUCUCUCCUUGCUACAAUUCUCUAUCUUUUUGUUCUCUUAGAGGGCAGCUGUUUAGUGGCUGGGUCUUGGUUUUAGAUGUAGGUUUUCCUAGAGUUCCUCUACUGUUCCCAUCUCUCAUUAUAGUGACAGAUUAUAAAUAAGGCAGGAGAUACAGAAAUAAAAUACAGGUAUUUAUAAGAUGGGACAGUAAACUGUCCAUUGAUUAGAAUAAUAAAAACACUAAGUUAGACCUAGGAGAUCCAAAUUGACAAAGCUACCUAACUUCCCCAGAGGAAAAAACGCUGGGCUUUGGUUAUUAUUUUGUAGGAGACACGUAAAUUGUUCUCAGAGUUUGAACAGUGAUGCUCUGGAGAAUGAGCAGGCAGGUAAUAUACUG
Suncus etruscus (white-toothed pygmy shrew) is the source of this 3469-nucleotide messenger RNA. RefSeq names its product multiple EGF like domains 9 (gene MEGF9). Bases 1 to 1743 code for a protein of 580 amino acids. Gene Ontology annotation, biological process: axon guidance. The record is from RefSeq and is a predicted model, not a curated record. NCBI's taxonomy places the organism in Eukaryota, Metazoa, Chordata, Mammalia, Eulipotyphla, Soricidae. The transcript is spliced from 7 exons. Gene Ontology annotation, molecular function: extracellular matrix structural constituent. Gene Ontology annotation, cellular component: basement membrane.